GAUUUAAGAGGGUCCAGCCAUAAUAUUUUGUUUUCUUCUUGGUGAAGAAAGAUCCAUCGGUAACAAGCAUUGUCAUGCCAAACACGCGUUCUGGAAGCAAGGGCAGCGCAUCAGGCGGCGACGUCGAAUGGUUGGAUGACUUAAAUACGACAAUCCAGCAACAACCAAUGGAAGCGGGCGAAAUUCAGCAAACGACAAUGGAGGCGAAACUCAACAUGAUGUUGCAGCAGAUGCAAGAGCUACAAGCUGAGAUGAGGCAGAGUCAACAACAACAACACGAGAUGUUAGCAGCAACCUCUAGAGCACCUAGCAACGUUGGUGUCGAAAGUAUUCAUAGCAGCAACGUGCUGCGCGUUAUUAGUACCCUUGAAGACCGUUUUGGUAGGCCAGAGCAGCUGGUGAAAAGCCAAAUUGCAAAGAUACAGGCUGUAGCUCCUAUAGUGGAAAACCGCAUUGAACAAAUUGUGCCGUUCGCUACCAAGGUACAGAAUUUAUCCUGGUUCUUACAAUCUGCCAACUGCGAUCACCACUUAUCGAAUCCGACACUCAUGGAUGAACUGCUGUCGAAGUUACCAAUACAAAAGAGGAUCGACUGGGCUAGGCAUGCCUUGACAAUAGUACCGAGGCCGAACAUAUGUCACUUCAGCGACUGGUUGCAAGAGCUUUCGAGGUUGGUGGCGAGUGCUUGCGUCAAUACGAACUCGGAUUCCAGACAGAGCGGAAGAGUCGAGGCUCGCGCGCGUUUCUUUCAUACCCAGGACAUAAACAGUGGUAAUCGUGAAGCAAGCAUAUGUGUUGUAUGUGAAGGCAGACACAUAAUAAGCCGAUGCAAAAGGUUCAUUGAUAUGCAGUGGGGUCAGAGAUGGCGUCUAGUCCGACAAAAGAGAUUGUGUUUCAAUUGUUUGCGAAGUGGUCACAGGGGCACCGAUUGCACUGAACAACACAGAUGCAAUAUAGACCGGUGCACGCGGAAGCAGCACGAGCUACUUCACGCUCGCCAGCAAGGAACAACAGAUGGACGGCGUCCAAUGGAAGCUGCGACACGGCAACAAGUCCUCACCAGUGCCAUUAUUCCAAAUCCGAGCUCGAGAUUGCUGUACAAAAUAUUGCCAGUGCGUUUGUACGCCAACGGGCGAGUCAUAAACAGUUUCGCCCUCUUCGAUGAUGGUUCGGCAAUAUCAAUGAUGAAUAGCGACUUGGCUGGACGCCUCGGGCUCAAAGGGCAGAAGGAAAAUCUAACGUUGCAAUGGUUCGGCGACACCACGGUAACAGAGCAGUCAAGCAGGGUUGACGUACAAAUAUCCGGAGUUGGUAGGUUCAAUAGAAAGUUUUUGUUGCGGAAUGUUAGAACCGUGGCUAACCUUCAACUGCCGACACAAACACUCCAGCUGUCAGAGGUGCCGUACAAAUAUCGUCACUUGCCGAUCAAGAAAUACGAUGGAGCGGUUCCUGAACUGUUGGUUGGGUUAGACAACGCACACUUGAGCAUCUCAAGGAAGACUGUUGACGAUGGAGUGGAUGGUUACUCGGUGACACUUACGAAGCUCGGCUGGAUUGUCUACGGUGGCAGGAAUCGAGGCGUUGGAGAACGGUGCAACUAUGUGCACUUUGUAAAGGUGGAUAACCGUCUGGAGAAGCUCGAGCGUUUGGUGAGUGACUAUUUAAUCAACGAAGAUCUCAGUGUGCGCGAAGGAGUGCAGGACUGUGAGGCUGCAGAUACAGUCAGAGCUAAAGAGUUGUUAGAAAGCAAAACCGUGAGAAAGGGUUCCCAAUUUGAGACUGGCCUGCUUUGGAGGCAGGAGGAUGUGGAACUACCAGAUAGUCGAAAAAUGGCAGAAAAUAGGUUGUCAGCUCUGGAAAAGAAAUUCAAGCGGGAUGAUAAAUUUAAGUCAGCAUACGUUCACAUUUUGUGA
Molecule: messenger RNA, 1913 nt
Organism: Rhagoletis pomonella (apple maggot)
Lineage: Eukaryota; Metazoa; Arthropoda; Insecta; Diptera; Tephritidae
Molecular function (GO): nucleic acid binding; zinc ion binding
Source: RefSeq, a predicted model, not a curated record